This is a messenger RNA of Achroia grisella, 743 nucleotides long. RefSeq names its product Na(+)/H(+) exchange regulatory cofactor NHE-RF1. Bases 49 to 579 code for a protein of 176 amino acids. Gene Ontology annotation, biological process: protein localization to plasma membrane; proteolysis. Gene Ontology annotation, molecular function: protein binding; protein-membrane adaptor activity. NCBI's taxonomy places the organism in Eukaryota, Metazoa, Arthropoda, Insecta, Lepidoptera, Pyralidae. Gene Ontology annotation, cellular component: apical plasma membrane. The transcript has a single exon. The record is from RefSeq and is a predicted model, not a curated record.
UGUCGGGCUGUGCGCUGAACCGACCGCGCGUCGCAUACGAAGCGAGCCAUGUCCACGAACGGAUCGGCGGCUACCGAGCCGCGGCUGUGCCACGUGAGGAAAUCGCCUAAUUUCGAUGGUUACGGGUUCAAUUUACACGCGGAAAAGGGCAAACCGGGCCAGUACAUCGGCAAGGUCGACGAAGGAUCUCCGGCGGAGGCGGCGGGGCUGCAGCGCGGAGAUCGCAUCCUUGAAGUGAACGGAAACAGCAUCGUCGGCGAAACACACAAACAAGUAGUGGCGCGGAUCAAGGAGCGGCCGGAGGAUGCGGAGCUGCUGGUGGCGGCGCCGGCGCCCGGGGACCCGCUGCCCGACCUGGACGCGCCCGCGACCGCCCCCUCCCCCGCCGCCGACCGCUCCCCCGCCGCCGCGCGCCCCCACCAGCGCCAGGACAGCCCUCCGCCGGCGGACCCGCCGCGGCUCAACCUGCAAAUGACCGCGGCGGAGAUGCGAGCUCAUCUCGCCGCUAAAAAGAAAGUCGACCCCAAGAAAGUACCGAUGGACUUGAAGUCCAAAUUUGACAUCGUUAAAAAACUGUGAUCCGGGAGUGAGGCGCGCCGUGUACUGUGUCGUCCGUGGUUGUUGUUGUGGUCGCGUCGCGUGCAGUGCUCUGUGCGGUUCGGGCCAGAAUCGUGUGGUCCUCUAGGUUUACGGCGACGUCGCAGGUCGGCGGCGCGUCGUCGUUGACAGUGCGACGUACAGGU